AAUAAAUACAAAUCCGGUAAAGGGCAGCGGUGAAAUAGACGAAUAAGUUUCUCAGCACUCCCGAGAAAGGAGCUCAUUUUGCCCGGUGUGCGUCGUCUGAGGAGUGCAUCAUCUAACCUCCGCUGGGUGGCUGGCUGGCCCUGAGUCCACCGGCAAUAGGUCUCAUCAUCUUUCCCCUCCUCCUUUUCCUCCUCUUCCUCGACUUCGUGCAAGGGCUGCGCAACAUUAAAGUAGAGGUCCACAGAGAGUUCAAACUCGCUACUUAAGACGCGCUCACUCUUUCUUGCAUUGUGCAGUUUGGCAAGAAAAGAAGAAGCGUAUCUACUCAGCAUUUAGAGCAGAUUUCACGAGAAGGGCGCACUUGUUCGGGUCCUAGAAAACUCCGUUCAAACUCGCGUUGGAAAUGCUGCUAAAAAGAGUUAUUCGUGCUGUCAUCAUGGGACCUCCGGGGUCGGGAAAAGGAACGGUGUCUGGGCGCAUUACCAAAACUUUUGGACUAAAGCACAUUUCCAGUGGGGACAUUUUGAGAGCCAACAUCAACGCUCAGACCGAGCUCGGGCUGCUAAUGAAGUCCUGCAUUGAUCAGGGUCAGCUGGUACCUGAUGAUGUCAUGUCUCGUCUCAUCCUGAAUGACCUGAGAGCGAUAGACAACAACAGCUGGCUGCUCGAUGGUUUUCCUCGUACAGUAUCCCAGGCGGAAGCACUAGAUGACGUCUACACUGUGGACACCGUCAUCAACCUCAAUGUACCUUUCCAAACCAUCAAGCAAAGGCUGACCUCACGUUGGACUCAUCUUCCAAGCGGCAGAGUAUACAACAUAGAUUUCAACCCACCUAAAGUCCCUGGUUUCGAUGAUGAAACGGGGGAGCCUCUGGUCCAGAGGAAUGACGACAGACCAGAGACGGUCACACGGCGACUGAAGGCCUAUGAAACCCAGACAGAGCCUGUCUUAGAGUACUACAGGAGUAAAGGUGUGCUUGAGACCUUCUCUGGGACAGAAACCAACAAGAUAUGGCCGCACGUUGAGGUUUUCCUAAAGAGAAAACUGUCCUCCAUCAAUUAGAAAGUAGUGUAUGAAGUGUGAAGAGUUUACCAGCAGAAACCAGUGUGUGCAUUGUGCAGUCAAAAUGUAAUAUAUUCUGAAUGUUUGAAAUAAAGCUAAGCACUUACUUAUUUUUAUGAGUACAGGAGUGCAUGGAGGUAAAAUGCCACUAUUUUUUUUUUUUAAUGUUUAGGAUGGUACUGUUUCCACAAUGUUGAAAUUGGGUUUUGGAAAAUCUCAGGGUGUGUGCAAAAUCUUUUAAACAGUAGUUUUUGGCUUUGCACAGAUUUCCUCUUCACUUCUUAGCGUGCCUUUAUGAAGCCAGCAUAAAACUCAGUGACUCCAAUAUGGAGCUUUUUAACAGUAAGUGAAGGCUGCGUUUGCAGGAUAUAACAGUGAAUGCAGCCAGUUUUAAUGAGUGGACUUGUGUAUGCAUGCUUAAGUUUCAGCUUGUCUAAUUGCAAUCAUUAGUUCCUGUCUGUUGAUUCUGAUGAAUAAGAGUGGGCACACACUACAAGACACCUUGAGGUAAAUCUACAAGAAUACAACUUUUUUUUUUUUUAAUGACAAACCCUCAGAAAAUGUAGUUUUGUUUUUUGUUUGUUUUUUUAAAAUUAUUAUUUUUUUGCUUUAGCAUAAGGUCUCCAUAACUGCCUUGCUGGGUUUGUUUUCCAUGCACUGGGCAGCUGCCCCAAAGGGAAAUGUGCCACAUUCCACAAAUUACUGUAAAUUCAUUUUUGCACUCAAAGUGCCUUUUGCUGCUUUUGACGAUAUAACAGGUGAUUAAGUGAAUGUAAAUAAUUUUUAAUGUAGUGGACCACAGAUUGAAAUCACAUUGAUUUUCUUUUUCAGUUAAUCACAAGAAAGCAUUAUUGUGAAACAGCUUC
Archocentrus centrarchus (flier cichlid) is the source of this 1929-nucleotide messenger RNA. RefSeq names its product adenylate kinase 3 (gene ak3). Gene Ontology annotation, molecular function: AMP kinase activity; ATP binding. Gene Ontology annotation, biological process: nucleobase-containing compound metabolic process. The transcript has 5 exons. The record is from RefSeq and is a predicted model, not a curated record. Bases 404 to 1063 code for a protein of 219 amino acids. Gene Ontology annotation, cellular component: mitochondrion. Lineage: Eukaryota; Metazoa; Chordata; Actinopteri; Cichliformes; Cichlidae.